CAAAGCUGAGAUUACGAAAACACGAGGUCCAUAUUCUAUGUACCAAGUUUACCGGAGUGAAAUGCCAGUAGUAUAAAUAGGCACUGUGGUUUCUUUCACUCGGUGACAGUGAAUAGACGAUGCAUGCACUUGUGAGUUGUGUACUCUGAUAUCUGAUCUUGCCUAGCGACAGGAUAACACAUCAGCUACCAGUCCAGUCGUCGCAUCACAGAGCCGAUGCAUAUGGCUGCUUGUACCCGCACCAGCACCGGCAGCAACAAGCCGCCGUCGCUGUGCCUGCUCCUCCUCGUCCACGCGCUGCUGCUCGCCAUCGCGUCGUCUCCUGCCGGCGGUCUCCAGGUGGGCUUCUACCAGCAGACCUGCCCCCAGGCGGAGUCCAUCGUUCGGAACGUGACCUGGGCGCGGGCGGCCGCGGACCCGAGCCUGGCCGGCAAGCUGCUGCGGCUCUACUUCCACGACUGCUUCCCGCAGGGCUGCGACGCGUCGGUGCUGCUGGACGGCCGGGGCACGGAGAAGGCGGCGCCGCCGAACCAGUCGCUGGGCGGGCUGGACGUCGUCGACGCCGCCAAGGCGGCGCUGGAGGCGGCCUGCCCGGGCACCGUCUCCUGCGCGGACGUCGUGGCGCUGGCCACCCGCGACGCCGUCUCCUUCCAGUUCCGCCGCUCGCUGUGGCAAGUCGAGACGGGCCGCCGCGACAACCGCUUCUCCGACGAGGCGCACGCCACGGACCUGCCCAGCCCGGAGUUCGUGUUCCCGCUCCUCAGGGACUCCUUCGCCAAGCGGGGGCUCGGCGUCCGCGACCUCGUCGCGCUCUCCGGCGCGCACACGCUGGGACACACGGACUGCCAGUUCGUGUCACCGAGGCUCUACACCUUCCAGGGCAACGGCGGGGUGGACCCGUUCAUCGACCCGAGCUACGCGCGGGAGCUCAUGCGCCAGUGCCCCGCCACGCCGCCGCCGUCGUCGUCGUCGUCGUCCGGCAAGGUGGCCUUGGACCCUGGCAGCGAGUUCACGUUCGACACCAGCUACUACGCCACCAUCAAGGCCAACCGCGGCGCGCUGCACACGGACUCCGUGCUGCUGCACGACGACGAGGCCGCCCGCCUCGUCGACGAGAUGCACGACCAAGGCAAGUUCCUCACCGCCUUCGCCGCGUCCAUCCAGAAGUUGGGAGCCUUCGGCGUCAUCACCGGCAACAAAGGGGAGAUCAGGAGGAACUGCCACGUCGUCAACUAACGGGUGCUCCGCCUUUUGGAACUGGAUACGCAUUAUUCGGUUACCGCUCAUAGAUAUAAGCAAAUAAAUUAUCUCCUGUAGUAGCUCUUAUAUAUAUAUGUUCGUUGCAACUUUGGUUCAAAUUGUUUGUUUCAAAUAUGCUCGUUGUAACUUUGGUUCAAUUUUUUUUUAAAAAAAAGAAAAUGUUUGUUUCAAAAUAUGCAUGUUGUAACAUCCACAGAUAUGCUCGUUGUACCGCUUUGGGGGCAGGCUGUUUUGUCUGCAAAGACAAGAGGAGUACUAGUUUAAGCUCUAUCCAAUAGGGCACAGACCAUUGCAAUACUGAUGGUGGAUAACUUGAGUCGAGUUUAAGCUCUUUCCAAUAGGGCAGAGACCAUUGCAACGGCAUACAUGGCAGUCACGUGUAUGUUUCUUCCCUUCAGCGAAAGGAGGGCAAAUAUAUCUUAUUUAUAAAAGAUAUCCUAUUUAUAAUAACUUACUAAACUCCUACCUCUGUCAGGAAAAUUACUUCCAUCAGGAAAUUUUUCUAAUCACACAAAUGCUGCAUAUGCAAGAUAAAAUGUACUCCCUUUGUUCCAAAUUAUAAGUUCUUCUAGCUUUUCUAGAUACAUAUUAAAAGCUACGAUGCAUAACAAAAGCUGUGUACCUUGAAAUGAGACUUAUAAUUUGGAGCGG
Sorghum bicolor (sorghum) is the source of this 1911-nucleotide messenger RNA. RefSeq names its product cationic peroxidase 2. Gene Ontology annotation, molecular function: heme binding; peroxidase activity. The record is from RefSeq and is a predicted model, not a curated record. Bases 217 to 1236 code for a protein of 339 amino acids. NCBI's taxonomy places the organism in Eukaryota, Viridiplantae, Streptophyta, Magnoliopsida, Poales, Poaceae. Gene Ontology annotation, cellular component: plant-type cell wall; plasmodesma. The transcript has a single exon. Gene Ontology annotation, biological process: response to oxidative stress; hydrogen peroxide catabolic process.